AUGGCACCAAAGAAACCAAGGGCACCAAAAGGACUAGGUUCUAUUCUAACAAGGAACAAGUCCAAAUCCCAAAGCUCAACUACAAAACGAGCCAAAAUUAUCAGUGAAGAAGAACGCAUUGCGGGCCUUGCCCAAAUUUCCUCUCGGCUAGAAGCUUUUUGCAAGGAACGCCACACCUCACCCAAUCCUCUUCCCAUUUUAGGAGGUAGAGACUCGGGUCAGGGGUCUGUUAAAUGUGGUGACACAACACUGGACCGCUACAGGUCAGUCUGGAAAGGAAUGCUUGAUUUUUGCAUUCUUAUUGGCGACUACACGUCUGGAAUCAUUCUCCACCAGUCACAUUGCCCUGCAAAACCUCCACCAGUGUCCCUCAAAACUUGCAUCCUCUACAUGAGAUACCGUGUACUGCCUCCAGGUACAAGUGUUAUCAAUCCAGAUUCAACAACUCCUUUUGUGUAUGGCCCCAACAAGACAGAGCUCAAAGCUGUUGGCACCUGGACUGCAGAAUCCACCGUUGGCAACUUGAACAGUGCGCUGUGGACACUUCACAGGUGUUAUGAGACAACCUGCGACAAGUAUCAGGAACAAUGCAAACAAUGCCAUGAAAUAGAUGCAGAAGAUUCGAAAAAAGGCCAUGGCUGCAGUGAUCAUGGAGGUAAUCCUCACUAUUGGAGGCGAGGCAAUCCUUCCGAAAGUGUUCUUUUUAAGAAUGCCCUUAACGUGUUACGGGAGUACUGUGAGAACAACUACAAACAUCGGCAAACUGUGGCCUUCCUUCCAUUCCAACUCAGGAAUAUCAGGACUUCCCUCCUCUCAUCUGGGUCUCUUGAGCAGCUUAUGCUUUGGUCUGCAAUGAUCCUUGCAUCCAAACUCUUCCUGCGCAUUGAUGAAAUGCUUUCACUCCAUGUGGAUUCUUUUGUUGUCAAGCACUUUCUCAUCAAAAAGAAGAAAGUUGUGGCCCUUAUGCUCAAGAUCAAAGGCAAAACCGACCCUCGUUGUAACCACUUCCUACUGUGGGACGAUGAUGAGUACCCGGAAUUGUCUCCAGUCCAGCCUCUGCUGCUAUACCUUGCCAUCUCUGGCAGGAAGAGUGGAUAUCUCUUCCCAAAACUUGAACAGAUCAACUGGGAAGAUGCAACUGAAUCCUAUAGCUACUAUCAUUUCCUCAGCAACAUGGAGAUCCUAUUUACAGACGUCCUUCAGCUCGACUUACUGCAAGAGGAUGGAACAGAAAUGUGUGCAGGCACCCAUGCAUUGAGGAAGACAGCAUAUCUACUUGCAUGGUGGGCAAUACAUACACACCCCACAUCCUUCCAAAGCCACUUUGAAGCAGCCGAUAUUCUCCCAGUUGAGCAAUUAGCAUCCCUGAGUAACGACGCAAGACACAAAAGUUCCCAAUCUUCCUCAACGUACCUCCAGGACUCCCCAGCGUUGUUCCAUGUCAAUGAAAGAAUGUAUAAUUGUCCGACAAACAAGGUUGGCACUUACCUUCCUUCCCGCAUCAAUUUUCCAGAUUCCGUUAGGGCUGCGGCAGACCCUAGUGGCACAUCUCGAGGACACAAGCAGUGGAGGCGAACCACACUCUGGUGA
This is a messenger RNA of Cylindrotheca closterium, 1590 nucleotides long. NCBI's taxonomy places the organism in Eukaryota, Bacillariophyta, Bacillariophyceae, Bacillariales, Bacillariaceae. The record is from the annotation of a GenBank genome assembly.